Photinus pyralis (common eastern firefly) is the source of this 4272-nucleotide messenger RNA. RefSeq names its product probable multidrug resistance-associated protein lethal(2)03659. The transcript has 17 exons. Gene Ontology annotation, molecular function: ABC-type transporter activity; ATP binding; ATP hydrolysis activity. The coding region runs from base 252 to 4187 and encodes 1311 amino acids. Gene Ontology annotation, cellular component: membrane. The record is from RefSeq and is a predicted model, not a curated record. Gene Ontology annotation, biological process: transmembrane transport. Lineage: Eukaryota; Metazoa; Arthropoda; Insecta; Coleoptera; Lampyridae.
UUUUUCAUUUCAUUUCGUUCACUUUCCCGCGGUGACUUCAGUUCACUUACUUCGUUUAGUACGAUAUCUGCGUAAUUAUCCAUUAUUUGCUUAGUAGAAAAUUGCCAAGGAUAGUGUAAUUUUUAUUUUUAAAAUAAUUUCCGUGUGAAUUGCAUGGGAACUAUAUUCGUCUUUUGAAAUGAGGCAAUAUUUCGAAAAAAUUAUGCCAAAUUUAAACUUUACGUGAUUGACUCUACUUGUAUUCUUCUACAAUGGAUUUUACGAAAAAAUACGACAAUCCCAACCCGGAGGUUUCAGCAAACCCCAUUUCGAAAUUACUGUAUUGGUGGUUAUUUCGAUUAUUUUAUAAUGGCUAUAAGAAGGACAUAGAAGCAAAGGACCUGUAUAGUAUUAACAAGUGUGAUUAUUCCGAAAAAUUGGGAAACAUCAUGGAAAGAAAUUGGCAAGAAGAGUGUUCCAAAGCGAAAUCAGAAGACAGACAACCUCAAUUCAUACGUGUGAUUAAGAAGACGUUUAUAAAACCGUAUUCGCUCUAUGGGAUAGAAUUGUUUCUUUUGUGCAUUAUUUUAAAAAUGCUACAACCGAUAGUAUUAGCAAAGUACAUUAAAUAUUUUGAUGCGUCGCGUAGCAAUUCUGUUACGGAAGGAUGGCUAUUAGCGUCGGCACUUAUUGCAAUGACUCUAUUGGAAGUUACUGUAAUGCACCACGCGUCAUUGGGACAAACGCGUCUUGGUAUGCAAUGCAGAAUUGGUACUUGUUCCUUAAUUUAUCGUAAGUUACUUCGAUUAAAUAAAGCUUCAACUGCUAACACUGCUGCCGGUCAAAUAGUUAACUUGCUAUCAAACGAUGUGCUAAGAUUUGAUUUGGCGCCAUUUUACUUACAUUAUUUAUGGAUUAUGCCUAUACAGACAAUUGUUGCGGCAUUUAUCGUUUAUGACAGUAUUGGUUACGCUACGUUUGCCGGGUUUGCGGCAUUAAUCAUACAAGCAAUUCCUUUGCAAGGUUACUUAUCAUAUUUACAAGGAAAACUAAGACUGAAAAUAGCUAAUAGAACAGAUCAGCGAGUACAACUAAUGAAUGAGAUUACAAACGGUAUUCAAGUUAUUAAAAUGUAUGCGUGGGAAAAACCCUUUGAGGAAAUGGUGAAACAAGCCAGAAAGAGAGAAAUCGAUAUAAUUGGCCUUACGUCUUACAUUCGUGGCCUUUUAGUAUCUGUGAUGAUGUACACUGAGAAAUUGACUUUUUAUUUAACCAUUGUCACAUACGUUCUGCUUGGAAACUCACUAUCUGGUGAUAAAGUGUUCUCCAUAGCACAACUUUUCAGUACCAUUGAGCUAUAUAUGGCAGUCUUCUAUCCAAUAGCAGUCUCUUUUUAUGCUGAAGCAAAAAUAUCUGUGAGCAGGAUAGAAAAAUUUUUAAUCCAAGAAGAAGUGGAUAUGCCACAAUCAAUGGAAGCCAUAACCCUGCCUAAAGAUCCCGCAAAACUAGGAAUGAUUAAGAUUCACCAGGGGAAGGCUAGCUGGGUUCCCAAUCCCAUCAUAUACACCCUUACUAACAUUAACUUAAAUUUGAAACCAGGGUCACUAUGCGCGGUUGUCGGCCAAGUUGGGUCAGGAAAAAGCUCAUUCCUGCAGUUGCUACUUAAAGAACUGCCACUUAUUAGUGGAGUUCUGGAAAUUAGCGGAGAAGUGUCGUACGCCUCCCAAGAACCUUGGCUUUUUGUAUCAACUGUACGAAAUAACAUUCUCUUUGGAACGCCUUACGUGAGACAAAGAUACAAAGAGAUCGUGAAAGUAUGUGCCUUAGAAAGAGACUUUGAAUUAUUUCCUAACGGUGACAAGACAUUAGUUGGUGAAAGAGGAAUUUCUUUAAGCGGCGGACAGAGGGCGCGUAUUAAUUUAGCGAGGUCAGUGUACAGAGAAGCCGAUAUUUACCUUUUUGAUGAUCCGCUAUCUGCUGUUGACACGCACGUUGCUAAACACCUGUUUGAGGAAUGUCUCUUAAAGUACUUAGCUAAUAAAACACGAAUUUUAGUAACUCACCAAUUGCAAUUUUUAAAAAAAGCAGAUCUCAUUGUGAUUUUGGAUAAUGGCCAAAUUAAAAACAUGGGCACCUAUGAAGAAUUGGCAGAGAAAGAAUUAGCCCACUUAAAACUUGACGCACCUGACGAGCAAGGGAAGGCUCCAGACGAUCGACCGCGUUUAAUGUCUAUUGUAUCUCAAGAGAGCAUACAGCAUGAUGACGAAACUGAUCCACAAGAAACUCAGGAAUUAGUCGAGAAAGGUGCCUUAUCAUCUUCAGUAUACUUAGCUUAUAUACGAGCAGGAGGGCCUAUUGUACUUUUGGGGUUCUUUGUUAUUAUGUUUAUUUUAGCUCACAUUGUUUAUAUGGGUUGUGAUAUUUGGCUGAGAUAUUGGACAAACGAAGAAGAACAGAAUAAGUUACCUGACCCAAUAACAAUAUCGCCAAUUUUUUUAAAUGAUCAAAAUUUGACAUUCUUGGAAAGCACUACAAUAAAUUACGAGAUAAAUUACAAUGAUACAUUCCACGAAACAACUCCGUACAGCUUACAGACCCAAUAUAGGUACAUUUAUAUAUACACGGGAUUAAUUUUACUUACAAUUUUCUUAACUAUUCUUCGAUCUAUGCUGUUUUUUAAAAUAUGCAUGAAUGCAUCGAAAGGCUUACAUAACACUAUGUUCGGCAAUGUUUUAAAAGCAACCAUGAGAUUUUUUGACACGAAUCCUUCAGGUCGUAUUUUGAAUCGCUUCUCAAAAGAUAUGGGAGCGAUUGAUGAAAUACUGCCAAAGGCCCUAAUAGAUGCCAUACAAAUAUUUGCUGUAAUGUUUGGCAUAGUUGCCUUGGUAUUUCUUGUGACUCCUUGGAUGGUAAUACCCACUGUAAUUCUUGCCGUUUUGUUUUAUUUUAUUAGGAAAGUGUACUUAUGUAGUGCUCAAAAUAUUAAGCGUUUGGAAGGAAUAACUCGUGCGCCUGCCUUUUCGCACAUUUCUGCUUCUUUCUCUGGACUAUCUACAAUUAGAUCUUCAAAACGACAAGCCAUUAUUAUUAAAGAAUUUGAUGUUCUGCAGGAUCAACACACAGCUGCCUGGUUCUUAUUUAUCUCCACCAGUGAAGCGUUUGGAUUUUAUUUAGAUGUCAUCAGCGUUAUCUUCUUGGCCAUACUAACAUUUCAAUUCAUAAUUUUUGAUGAUGGGACAACAUUAGCCGGUGAUGUCGGCCUGUUAAUUUCCCAAUCAUUAGCAUUAACUGGAAUGUUACAAUGGGGUAUAAGACAAACUGCUGAAGUGGCUAGCCAAAUGACGAGUGUGGAACGUAUUUUACAAUAUACUCGGUUAGAUAAGGAGGGUUCGUUUGACUCUUUACCCACAAAUAAACCGCCCAGAGAUUGGCCACAACAUGGACAAGUUAAAUUUCAAAAUGUGGUCCUGGAAUAUGUUCCUGGAGAAUCUGUACUCAAUAAUUUGAAUUUUGUUAUCAAUCCAGGAGAAAAGGUUGGGGUCGUGGGCCGGACAGGAGCUGGAAAGUCAUCAUUAAUUGCUGCAUUAUUUAGACUGGCACCAACCCAAGGACUUAUUAAAAUAGAUGAUGUAGAUAUAAGUGUGUUAGGGUUACAUGAUUUAAGAAGUAAGAUAUCAAUCAUUCCACAAGAGCCAGUAUUAUUUUCAGCGUCAGUUAGGCAUAAUCUCGAUCCUCUGAAUAAAUGUGAGGAUAAAGUUUUAUGGAAAUCACUUGAAGAUGUCGAAUUGAAACAAAUUGUCAGUAGUUUAGAUCAAGAGAUAAAGGAAGGUGGAACUAACUUCAGUAUUGGUCAGAGACAACUUUUUUGUUUAGCAAGAGCAAUCAUAAAAAAUAACAAGCUACUAAUCAUGGAUGAGGCUACCGCCAAUGUGGAUUUACAAACGGAUGCAUUCAUACAGCAGACCAUUAGGAAAAACUUCAAAAAUUGCACAGUAUUAACCAUAGCACAUAGGUUGAAUACAAUUAUGGAUUCCGAUAAAGUUCUGGUUAUGGAUGCAGGGCAAGCUGUUGAGUAUGGGCAGCCACACGAGUUGCUUAAAAGUUCCAAUGGCUACUUCACGAGGAUGGUGAAAGAGACGGGUCCAGCGACAGAAAAUAAAUUACGAGGUAUAGCGGAAGAGUACUUCAAGAAAGAUGGUACAAGUUAGAAGCAGCACGCCUUAGUAUUUAAUGUUUAAUAAAAUACACAGUGAAACCAAAGUUACAAUUAAAAUAUUUUUAAAUUAAACAAGA